AUGUGCGAAACACCAUCAUGUGUCUCAGAAGAUGAAAAUGAUUUAAAUAAAAAUGACAAUAAUAAAAAGAAAAAAUCAAAAGCAGCCUCAUUAGCAAAAGAUUUUAAAUCUCGUGCGGCAAAUUUAAUUCGUCGUCGAACAACCGAAGCAACAUUAAGUGAAAAAAGUUUAAUACCAUCGAGAGAAGAUGUACUCUCUUGG
Molecule: messenger RNA, 201 nt
Organism: Didymodactylos carnosus
Lineage: Eukaryota; Metazoa; Rotifera; Eurotatoria; Philodinida; Philodinidae
Source: the annotation of a GenBank genome assembly